Diachasmimorpha longicaudata is the source of this 4548-nucleotide messenger RNA. RefSeq lists its product as uncharacterized. The record is from RefSeq and is a predicted model, not a curated record. The transcript is spliced from 10 exons. Gene Ontology annotation, cellular component: membrane. NCBI's taxonomy places the organism in Eukaryota, Metazoa, Arthropoda, Insecta, Hymenoptera, Braconidae. The coding region runs from base 99 to 4490 and encodes 1463 amino acids.
GUUAAUCUUUCGCGAACGUUCAGUUGUAUAAUGUCAGAUACUGAUAGUUCGUCAAUUCAUUAAUGAAAUAUUACGGAUAAUAAAUAAACGUACACGUAAUGGCGUUCUUUCAACUGGUACUGAGUGCGAGAAAGCUGGCAAAGGCGCAGGAAGAUUAUCACGAUGAGAAACUCAAAUCAAUUGAAAUAUCAAAGGGUGGAAAAGUGCAUUAUACCCUGAUGCAGCGGAUACGCAUAAAAAAAAUCAUGUUGAGAAUAAAAAUUCGAGAAUUUUGGAAAAAUUGUCUUUCUGUCGAUGACGAUACGUGGCUUUACAGAAAGAUCGAACUCUUCAAAACCGACGGAACAUUUGAGAAUUUUCUAAUGACGAGUAUGAUCGGCUUCCUAGGGGGUAUAUUUUUAACCUAUAUAUUUUUCAUGUUCUUCGUAUUUCAAUUGAACUUCACUCUUUCCUCCGCUACUCUACUGUGUUCAAUAUUUGGGAUAAUACUGACGAUUGGUCUCGCUUUUUCACAUCGCGUAAGAUGUGUCGUAUUCCUUCUUCUGCCGCAAUUCUUCUCAAAGCGAGGUCGCCAAGCACUGAUGGCAUAUGCUUUCAUAUUAGCAUUGACGGGUCCAGCCAAAAAUACGUUGCACAACAUUGGAGUCUUGUCGGAAUCGCUAGCCUGUGGACAAGAACAAUUGAAGGAAGCUGUGAAAACAAUAGUAGACCUGGUGAAGCAACCGUUCUACGCCCUGCGGGACGCACUUGCCGGAGUAAUAAAGACCAUAAAAAUAGUCGCCCAGAGGAUAAAACAGGCACUCAUGGCGAUCAAACGAAUGGUUCUUAGCAUAAUUAAGGUAAUUACCGCGGUGUUCGAGUGGCUGGGUAGUGUUGUGAAUAUCUGCAAUAAAAAACUUGGUACACCGUUCGAGAGAUGUCAAAAAGUAUUCGACGGUGCUGUUGCUGAUUGUUUUGCCAAGCUUGGGCCUUUGUUCGGAGGAGUAUGCAAUCUGGCUUACGUCGUUGGUACAUUGUGUUACAUCGUCAAGCCUCUCGACUUUAUUUGCAUUCUCGUUUCAUUUGUCUCAGAUGCUAUUGUCGGGGCCAUACGAAAAAAGAUACAGAAAUUCGCAAAGCACAUGAGAGCCAUGUUCUAUGUUAAAGUCGAUUUUUCUCAUUCAUUUCACUUCGAGACAAAUAAGAGUAAAACGCUGGAGGAGGUGGCAACUGGAAUUGUCACAGAAAUUAGAUCCAGAACUGAUAAAUUUCUUACUCUCUUCGAUUGGAUGAGCUUUGCCACAAGCUUUUUCGUUCUGUUUAUGCUUCUGAGGGUGAUUCAUUACCGUCAUAAGUGGCUGACAAACGAACGCUUUGACAAUCAAUAUCUGACCCAAGACCUCCGUCACAUUGAUUUGGUUCGAGCGAAGCAAGACAAAGAGACAGUACUCCCUCUGAACCCCCGAGAAAAGAGUAAAUACAUUCCAUUGACAUCCAUCACCCUCAUCACAGCGGAGAAGAUCCACUUGACAAAAUCAGCUGUUUUUCUGAGCCUAACAACCUUCAAACUCUGUAUCCACAUGAUGGUGGACUACAGCCUCUACUGGAUCCUCAGUACGAUUCGCUACCAUGGCAGGUUUGAGACGAAGGUUCAACAAGUGAAUUCAGUGGGAAUGUAUGUCUCUGGGGAUGGAUAUCUAGCUCAGCUCUACAGAAGUAUCGUCCGAGCUUUCUCUCCCUCGGAUGCCAAUAUCGAGAUAGACACACUGCCUUGCCUGCCCGAUCCAAUUCCGCCCGAUUAUGAUAGAUAUGCGCAAAUCGGUUCGCUCAUUCUCAUCUGCUGGAUCAUGACUAUUUUUGAGCCUUACGGGCUGAGGUUGAGGCAGGUUGUAAUGGGUUAUUAUCAUCCGGAGAGGGCAAAGCAAAGAGCUGUCUGGUUGUACAAUCACAUCAUUCGUUCUCGAGGAGGUUUCAUAAAAUUCGCCAGAAGACAGCUGCGAAGAAAAUUCGGGAUGAAUGGAGACAAGAAUAUUGAGAAAAUCACCUUCAAGGAGCGGAUCAUGGCGAUGUGCCCCAUCCUACAUAAAUUUUUCCCCCAAGACCAGAAGAUAUGUCUCCUCUGUGGAGCCCCUGAGAGAGAUGAGCAAACCCCUCACAUUAAAUGCCCAACACCGGGCUGCAUGGGGAUAUUCUGCCCUCAGUGUUUCGCUGACCUUCAGAACCUUUGUACCAUCUGCAAAUCCCCCAUGGAGUACGGAGACAUGUCUGAUAUGAGUGAAGAAUGGGAUUCCUCUGAGGAUGAGCCACCUCGAACGUUCAAGAAGAUUCACAGGAUGGAGGAGACCGAAGAAGAGACUGAAGGCUUGUCAACCGAAUUUGAGACCCCGGAUGUUGAGAAGACAUCUAUGGAUGAGGAGACGGAGGAGGUGAGGGAGGACAUCUCAGAUUCAUCAGAGUACAGCCAAUCCUAUCAAGAUGAGCCUCCUGGGAGACUGAUUCCACUAGAGAAAGCAGGUUACAGAGACGUUGAGGCGCAGAGAAUCAGAGACGACGUUACGAUUCAGAUUUUUAAUGAACCAUUGAUUGGUGACUCCUGUGAUAGUAGUGCAGAACCGACGUCUUGUUUUGUCCUUAGGGCCUACCGAAAGCAAAGAUCGAGAGUGAGAGCCUCGUGCCCCUGCGACGAAGAGUCUUCAUCAUCUUCACAAGUAAAUGAAGACUCUGAUUCGUCCUGCGAGUCAACUCAAGAGAUAGAAGAAGAGGAAGUCCUACACAUUGAGGUGGAAGAUGAUGGAACUAGGGCGUUGGUGGGAGCUGGAGGGAGUGAACUACUGAGGAAGAAACGUGGACGAGUGCAGAGAAUUGUGGAUGCUCUGAACCGAGUAUCCUUCAUCAAAAACAGAGAAGGGAGAGGAGCUGAUGGUACCAUAGCUGGUAAACGUGGAUCUCUCACUCAAAGAGUCAUCAAGAUGCUGCAGUCUCGGAACUCUACUGCUUGUCUGCCCUGUCAACGAGGCAGGAGGAGGUCUUGUAGUGAUGGAGAGUAUCUGGAAGAUUCAUGUGAUCGCCCUGCGAGGAAGAAGAGAGGCAAGAGAUCGAAAAGCCAUCCGGAGGGUAAACACUGCUGUCCGGAUAUUUAUUCAUUGAACUGGGAGUCUCAUAGGGAACGAGGGGGAACAGAUGAGGCUUCGGUAUCACAUCCUUUAGCAGGAGAUACGAGGUAUUACGAAGUUGAUGAGACUUCUACUUCACCUGAUCGCAAAGAAGAUCCUGAAGUGCAGAUGGCAAGAUCUGCUAAGGCUGUAGAUGUUAAGAAGACUGGAAAUGUGAGAAGAAACGAGAGAAGACAGGUUCCUUCCAGAGAAGAAUAUGAUCCCCUCGCCGGUCUCGAAAUUUACGGGGCAGGAUCGAGAAAACCAAAGAGAAUUUUCAAAGAAUUUCCCUUGAUCAGAGAAGAGACAGAAGUCACGUCUAAAGAAAAUAUCGAUGCCGAGGCGGAAUUCCCGCUUAAUGACAAUCGAGAGCCCGAUGAAGACCUGGAACCGAGUGAAGGACUGGAAGAGCAACAAGUGGAAGAGGCCACAAGUCUUGAAAGCAUCACCCUGGAGUCUGCUCCGAAAAGACAAAGCAGGGGAAUCUUCAGCGAAUACUCGAGGAAAUUCCGAAAAAAGAAGAAGAAAUGCAAGAAAUGCAAAAAGAGCAAGGAUAAAAAUGAGCAAACAGAGCCUAAGGAAAAGACCCCGUUGGCUACUCAAACUUCCUGUGAGAGACACGUCUGUCUCUCGUGUGGUCAUCAUGUUCCAGUAUGUCCUGGUCCUAGGUACAGCGUUGAAGGCUGGCUCCAGUGCGAUGCCUUUGACGAUGGGGGUGAUUACUCAUCUUUUGAUGAUGAUGAAGGGGGAGAGUGUACUUGCAGAGAUGUCCGCUGGGAUGAUGAAGAGUUCAGGCGAGUACCUCCUCAAUGCUAUUAUCGAGAAGACACACCUCCUGUUAUGGGAAGAUUUCGACCUGAAUGCCAGUGCCAUGCCUUCGUGACAGAAUCUGAAGUGAAAGAAAUCAUACCUAGGUUUGUGGCUUGUCAGGAGAUUCAGACAGAUCCCACAUCUAUUCCAAAACUUCCAAAUCAACAACAACCUCCAAAGAUUCCAAGAGGAAUCGAUGCCCUUCCCUAUCAAAGUACUGAAGUUUUCCCUAGAUUAGUAGCUGAAUACAAAAAUAAAACACAACCUGAGAUUAAACCUCCACUAGCCGAAGCUCCAUUGCAUGAUGAAAGCGAUGAAGAAACUCCUCUAAUACUCCCCAAUAACAAAGAAUUGAUUCAACUCUACCCACCACCAACUGCAGGCCCUUCCCGUCUCGCUCAAAAGUUCAAAGAUAGGGUUAUCAGCAAACUCAAAACAACUAAUCUCAGAAAACGAAAGGAUAAUCGACAAUGGAGUGACUCAUCAUCGCCGUUGGCAUCUCAUAAGAAUACGUCUGAAGUUGACUCUGAUGACGAAAGCACACGUUGAAAUAACAAAUUAGCUCUCAUGUGACAUAAUAACAUUGAUGAAAAUAUAGUGAUAUUAA